Messenger RNA from Lathyrus sativus (Indian pea), 1425 nucleotides. NCBI's taxonomy places the organism in Eukaryota, Viridiplantae, Streptophyta, Magnoliopsida, Fabales, Fabaceae. The record is from the annotation of a GenBank genome assembly.
AUGCUUCAUUUUGUUCUUGUUUCUUUUGUGUUUUUCACCUCUAUCAAAGAUGGAUGUGCAAGGAAAGGGAUCACUAGCUCUUUUGUAAGGUCAGAGUGGCCAUCUGUGGAUAUCCCACUUGAUCAUGAAGCAUUUGCAGUUCCGAAGGGUCAUAAUGCACCUCAGCAAGUGCAUAUCACACAAGGUGAUUAUGAAGGAAGAGCAGUAAUCGUCUCAUGGGUGACCCCAGAUGAACCAGGGUCCAGCCAUGUACAAUUUGGCACAUCAGAGAAAAAAUUUCAAGCUAGUGCAGAAGGAACAGUUUCAAAUUACACUUUUGGCGAAUACAAGUCUGGUUACAUUCAUCAUUGUCUUGUUGAAGGCCUUGAGCAUGAUGCCAAAUACUACUACAGAAUUGGAAGUGGUGAUUCUUCUCGAGAAUUUUGGUUUGAAACACCUCCUAAAGUUGAACCAGAUGCCCCUUACAAAUUUGGGAUCAUUGGUGAUUUGGGGCAAACAUUUAAUUCUCUUUCCACUCUUGAGCACUAUAUAGAGAGUAAAGCACAGACUGUUUUAUUUGUUGGAGAUCUGUCUUAUGCUGAUAGGUAUAAGUACAGUGAUGUUGGCUUACGGUGGGAUACAUGGGGCCGAUUUGUUGAAAGGAGUACAGCAUAUCAGCCAUGGAUAUGGAAUACUGGAAACCAUGAAAUAGAAUACUUUCCUUACAUGGGAGAAGUUGUUCCAUUCAAGUCCUAUCUUCAACGAUAUACUACUCCUUAUUUGGCGUCCAGUAGCAGCAGCCCCCUUUGGUACGCAAUCAGGCGUGCAUCUGCUCAUAUAAUUGUACUAUCCAGCUAUUCACCAUACGUGAAAUACACACCACAAUAUAAAUGGCUCGCUGAAGAGCUGACUCGGGUUGAUAGGGAAAAGACACCUUGGCUCAUUGUUCUCAUGCAUGUGCCCAUCUACAACUCUAAUGAAGCUCACUAUAUGGAAGGUGAAAGCAUGCGAGUGGUUUUCGAGAGCUGGUUCAUCAAGUAUAAGGUUGACGUGAUCUUUGCUGGCCACGUCCAUGCUUAUGAAAGAUCGUAUCGAGUCUCCAAUAUAGAUUACAACAUAACAAGCGGUAACCGGUAUCCAGUAGCGGACAAAUCAGCACCUGUGUACAUAACAGUUGGAGAUGGAGGAAAUCAAGAAGGUCUUGCUUCUAGGUUUUGGGAUCCUCAGCCAGAAUACUCUGCAUAUCGUGAAGCAAGUUAUGGACACUCCACAUUGGAGAUAAAAAAUAGGACCCAUGCUAUCUAUCACUGGAACCGCAAUGAUGAUGGCAAGAAAGUUUCAACUGAUUCAUUCGUAUUGCAUAAUCAGUAUUGGGGAAACAAUAGGAGAAGAAGAAAACUGAAGCAUUUUCUAUUGAAAGUUAUUGAAGAAGUUGCCAGCAGUUAA